UGUAGGCAGCCCACAGUGAGUCAGUGGAGGGCUUUCUCUCUYACUGACAAGAGCAACAAACUCAUGUUGAGUUAUGAGGUUUUGACUCUUAGUUUUAUUAUAACCUACACGUAACUUAAUUUGGUUUUAUUUUAGACUCAUUUUUACUUAGUGAAAACACUGAUGAAUUGUAUUUUCCCUCCACGGACCUUGUGUUGAUGUCAGGAGCUUUGGUUUCAGCCUGACAUCACACUGAAGGAUGAAGAUGAGUUUCUCUCCGCGCUUCCUGCGUCCACACCUGCCUUCGCUGCGCACGUCGCGCUGCACAGAGAGGAGAGGAGCGGGACGUGAAUCAUGAGCAGAUCUCAGCUGGAAACCCUCGGGGGGCUGGUCUGCUAAAAAAAAAAAAAAGAGGCACAUUUAUUGAAUUUCAAACAGAAAAUAAAAGAUAAAGAGAUGUUGCCGGGGAAACGAGCGAGCAGGAAGUGAAGGAGGACAGCGGAGCGGGGAAGGGGCUCUCCCUGCGAGCCUUCCUGGAACCUGGCGGCGCUCCAUGGGGGGAGAAGGAGACGSGCUCACCGGGGAGGAAAAUGCUCAAAGUUUGUCGGCGUUGUCUACAAGUGCAAGCCCGCAGUAGCUGUAGGACAUGAGCAGAGAUUAAAUAAAGAAUGCAUGUCGUUUGGGAUUUCUCUGUGAUUCUGCAGUUCUGUGCGAUCUGCGCUUCGACAGCUCAGCCGAUUGCAUCAAAGCUUGAUGAAGGCUGGUGGGCGUAUAAGGACGCGGUCCAGGGAAGCUUUGUUCCAGUCCCAUCCUUUUGGGGUCUGGUGAACUCGGCCUGGAACUUGUGUGCCAUCGGGAAGAGGCAGUCUCCCAUYGACAUCGAAACCAGUCACAUGAUCUUUGACCCCCACCUGACCCCUCUCAGGCUGAACACUGGAGGACGCAGGAUGGGCGGCACCAUGUACAACACAGGGAAGCAUGUGGCCCUGCGGCCAGACAGAACUCAUCUGGUCAACAUCUCUGGAGGCCCUCUGGGUUACAGCUAUCGGCUGGAGGAGGUCCGCCUUCACUUCGGGAGUGAAGAUGCUCUGGGUUCAGAGCACCUUCUCAACGGACAAGGCUUUCCUGGAGAGGUGCAGCUGAUUCAUUACAAUCAGGAUCUGUACGCCAACUACAGCGAGGCAGCAAAGAGCCCACAUGGAAUCGCUGUGGUCUCCAUCUUCAUUAAGCUCUCUGAAAAGUCCAAUACCUUCCUGAACCGCAUGCUCAACCGAGACACCAUCACCAGAAUUAAUUACAAACAUGAUGCCUUCCUAUUACUGGGGCUGAACAUGGCUGACCUGUACCCUGACACCACACGUUACAUCACGUACGAGGGCUCCAUCACUGUCCCCCCCUGCUAUGAGACCUCCACCUGGAUACUCAUUAACAAGCCAGUUUAUGUCACACAGAUGCAGAUGCACUCUCUGCGCCUCCUUAGCCAGAACGAACCCUACAAGAUCUUCCUGAGUAUGAGCGACAACACCCGGCCCACCCAGCCUCUGCUGCAGCGCUGCAUUAGAACCAACAUCAACUUCAGCAAGCAGGGUCGCGAUUGCCCAAACAACCGUGCCCUUCGACCACAGUACAGAGUCAACCAGUGGCUCCUGAAGUAGAAGAUGAAGUUGUGAAGCUGCAACAGCACGGGAGAGGAGGCAGUAGUCCUCUUCACUAUAAAGUUCAUCUUAGCUGAACAAUAAGAUGAACUGAGUGAAGAACCCAAAAGCUGCUUUUAACUAAAGACAGCUUUACUAAACUGCCAUCAGCUAAGCUUCUGAACUCCAAACCAACUGCUGUGCAGGCUUCCCACAUACCUGCAGUGGGGCCAGCACUCAGGUUGGUGUAAAGUGUGAAAUAGACCAUAAGGACUCUGAUGUCUUCGUUGUAAUGUUGUUUCAUUUGUUGAUUCAAGCUCAGAAAGACUACAUUUGUUUCUGUCUGGUUUUCAGAGAGAUAACUAUUACUUAAAGGCAAGGCUGUGUGAUGUCAGACCCUCAGAUUUGAUUAAAACCAUCACCCAUGCACAGGAGGAGGUCAUAUUUCUUAUUACCUGGACCCCCCAGCAAUAAAUAACCCUCAGCAAGACAUAGAAAGACAGUAUACUGAUACUAUAAAUAUUACUUAGGUUGUUUAGCUAACUGGAAGGUGGAGAGGCUACGUAGAGGGAAUAUGCUGAAAUAAUGCUGUAUUUAUAUAAUUCUGUAGUACACUAGUACUCUUCAUGUCUCUACAUGAAGAGGGAGUAAACGGGGUAGAGUGAAUGGGAACUAGUGACGAGGCAUUUGUGGUAAGACAGAAAGAGAAGGUUUACAGGACAAUAGUGUGUCCUGCUGUGAUGUCUCGUAUUGGAAAGAGUGGCACUAGCAAAAAGACGAAUCUGAUAAAAGAUUUGCUUGAGAUGACAGUGGUGAAGAUGUUCAGAUUUUUAUUUGGACGGACCAAAAUGGACAGGACUACAAAUGUGCAUCUUGGCGAGACGGGUCAAAGGAGACAAAGUUAGAGAGGCGAAAGUGAGGGUUUGGACCUGUUAAGAGAAGGGACAGUGGACAUAUUGAACAACAAAAUUAUUUUAUGAAGCUGCCAGGGAGGAGAGGGAAAAAAAUAUAGAGAAGGUUCAUAGAUAAAGCAGAAUCUACAGAGGUUUGGUGUAACAGAAGGGGAGAUGGAGGCAGAAGAUCCACUGUUGGAGACCCAUUAAACCAAAAUUACGAGGAAAUAUGCAUAUUUUCAGAUUGGACCUCACAGCCUCACUUGGUUGCAACUGUGUUUUCAACCAAGUGACCAGAAAGCUGUGUGGCUGUGUUUUUGAAAAUCAGAGGCUAUUUUUUGUGUACAUGGCUUGGAAAAGAGUGUCCUAGGUCAUGCACAUUAUUUUGUUGUCCACCUCCUCCCACAUUGUACCCAUAUCACCCUGUGUUUUUCCCACCAGGUUUCAAAGAGUUUUGAGCAAAACUGAAGAAAGAUUUGAUGGCACGGUAUUGUUUUGAAAUAUUUUUAAAAAGAAAAGAAAAUUUAAUUUCUACAGUUUCCCCCCAUACCUGCUGCUAUUGACUUCAAUGAUUAUGUUCGUUAACAUCAUACGGUCUUACAGAUGGAGAUUUCCACGGAUGUUGCAACUUUUUUUGUUAAGUUUACGCCAUCAGAUAGGAACAAUUUUUGUUUUUUGAGUGUGUUGUACAGUUUGAAAUAUUUGAUGAUAUUCAUCUAAUACAUAAAUAAGUAAAAGAUACCUGAA
Austrofundulus limnaeus is the source of this 3253-nucleotide messenger RNA. RefSeq names its product carbonic anhydrase-related protein 10. The record is from RefSeq and is a predicted model, not a curated record. The transcript has 9 exons. Gene Ontology annotation, biological process: one-carbon metabolic process. NCBI's taxonomy places the organism in Eukaryota, Metazoa, Chordata, Actinopteri, Cyprinodontiformes, Rivulidae. Gene Ontology annotation, molecular function: zinc ion binding; carbonate dehydratase activity. Bases 648 to 1634 code for a protein of 328 amino acids.